GGCGGGGCUGUUUCUCUCUCUCCCCCCGAUUUCAUCAGAUUACAAACUCCGGCGUCGAUCGCCGACCGCCGAUCUUCAACACAGAGGGAUAAAUGGAUAGGCAAGUGUUUACAGUUGAUCUUCUCGAGAGAUAUGCAACGAAGGGUCGAGGUGUGAUCACUUGUAUGGCUGCUGGCAAUGAUGUAAUUGUUCUCGGAACAAGUAGAGGAUGGAUCAUCCGGCAUGAUUUUGGCGUUGGAGAUUCUUAUGAUAUAGAUUUGUCUGGUGGUCGAUCUGGAGAGCAAUCUGUCCACAAGGUUUUUGUUGAUCCUGGCGGUAGCCAUUGCAUUUGCACGAUCACUGGUCCUGCAGGAGCUGAAACUUAUUAUACUCAUGCGAAGUGGCCCAAGCCCCGGGUGCUGAGCCGGUUGAAAGGUUUAGUUGUUAAUGCAGUUGGUUGGAACAGACAACAGAUAACUGAAGCUUCCACGAAGGAGAUUGUUCUAGGUACUCAUAAUGGGCAAUUGUUUGAGAUGGCUGUGGAUGAGAAGGACAAGAGAGAGAAGUACAUCAAGUUUUUGUUUGAACUAGAAGAACUUCCGGAGGCCUUCAUGGGUUUGCAGAUGGAAACAGCUAAUAUAAGUAACGGGAUGAGGUACUACGUCAUGGCGGUUACUCCGACUCGACUUUAUUCUUUCACUGGGAUUGGAACACUUGAAUCUGUUUUUUCUAGCUAUAAAGAACGUGCAGUACAUUUUAUGGAACUUCCUGGUGAAAUACCAAACAGCGAACUACACUUCUUUAUAAAGCAGCGGAGAGCAGUUCAUUUUGCUUGGCUUUCAGGAGCAGGAAUUUAUCAUGGCGGCUUAAAUUUUGGAGCUCAACACAGUUAUCCAAAUGGUGAUGAGAACUUCGUGGAGAACAAGGCUCUCUUGGACUACUCAAAGCUGAGUGAGGGCAUGGAAGCAAUCAAACCGAGUUCUAUGGCACUCUCAGAGUUUCAUUUCCUCCUCCUUAUUGGAAACAAGGUUAAGGUUGUGAAUCGGAUAAGCGAACAAAUUAUUGAAGAGCUCCACUUUGACCUAACAACAGAUUCAGCUUCUAGGGGUGUAAUUGGACUGUGUAGCGAUGCCUCUGCUGGACUUUUCUAUGCAUAUGAUCAAAAUUCGAUUUUCCAGGUUUCUGUAACUGAUGAAGGCCGAGAUAUGUGGAAGGUUUACCUGGACAUGAAAGACUAUGCUGCAGCUUUAGCAAACUGUCGGGACCCUCUCCAGAGAGACCAAGUUUAUUUAGUUCAGGCGGAAACUGCAUUAGCCUCCAAAGAAUAUCUUCGAGCAGCAUCAUUUUAUGCCAAGAUUAACUACGUAAUAUCCUUUGAGGAGGUCACCUUGAAGUUUAUUAGCAUAAAUGAACCGGAUGCUUUAAGAACGUUCUUACUGCAUAAGCUUGAUAAUCUUUCUAAGGAUGACAAAUGCCAGAUAACAAUGAUAUCCACCUGGGCAACUGAGCUUUAUCUGGAUAAGAUAAAUCGACUACUCUUAGAAGACGAUGCUGCUAUAGAAAAUCGUGGUUCAGAAUAUCACUUGAUCGUUCAAGAAUUCCGGGCUUUCUUAAGUGACUGCAAAGACGUAUUGGAUGAGACAACCACAAUGAAACUUCUGGAGAGUUAUGGUAGGGUUGAAGAAUUGGUAUACUUUGCUAAUCUCAAGGAGCAGUAUGGAAUUGUUGUUCAUCAUUAUAUUCAGCAAGGGGAAGCAAAGAAAGCAUUGGAGGUUCUCCAAAAGUCUUCAGUUCCUGUCGAACUUCAGUAUAAAUUUGCCCCAGACCUUAUUAUGCUUGAUGCUUAUGAAACUGUGGAGGCAUGGAUGGCUAACAAAGAUCUUAAUCCGAGGAGACUAAUUCCUGCAAUGAUGCGUUACUCAAGCGAACCUCAUGCGAAGAACGAGACACAUGAAGUAAUAAAAUAUCUCGAGUUCUGCGUCCACCGUUUGCAUAACGAAGAUCCAGGGAUCCACAAUUUGCUCCUCUCCUUAUAUACCAAGCAGGAAGAUGACAACGCUCUCCUUCGGUUCCUUCAAUGCAAAUUUGGAAAAGGGAGGGAGAAUGGCCCUGAAUUUUUCUAUGAUCCCAAAUAUGCUUUGCGCCUCUGUCUGAAAGAAAAGAGAACUCGUGCAUGUGUCCAUAUAUAUAGCAUGAUGUCUAUGCAUGAAGAGGCAGUAGCCCUUGCUCUUCAGGUCGAUCCCGAGCUUGCCAUGGCUGAAGCUGAUAAGGUAGAAGAUGAUGAAGACUUAAGAAAGAAACUCUGGCUGAUGGUUGCAAAGCAUGUAGUCAAGCAGGAAAAAGGAACUAAAAGGGAAAACAUAAGGAAGGCAAUAGCCUUUCUCAAAGAAACUGAUGGUCUUCUAAAGAUUGAAGAUAUAUUACCGUUCUUUCCGGACUUUGCCUUAAUUGAUGACUUCAAGGAAGCAAUUUGUUCAUCUCUAGAAGAUUACAACAAGCAAAUAGAGAAUUUGAAAGAGGAAAUGAAUGAUGCCACACGUGGUGCAGAUAACAUUAGAAAUGAUAUUAGUGCACUAACUCAAAGAUACGCUGUAAUUGACUGCGACGAGGAAUGCGGGGUCUGUAAACGUAAAAUCUUGAUGAUGACUGGGGAUUACAGAAUGGCCCAAGGGUACACUUCAGCUGGACCACUGGCUCCGUUCUAUGUGUUCCCUUGUGGACAUUCUUUCCAUGCACAGUGCUUGAUCACGCAUGUCACAAGUUGCGCGGACAAAAACCAAGCCGAACGUAUACUCGAUUUACAGAAGCAACUGACGUUGCUUGGUAGUGAAACACGGAGGGAUGCAAAUAGUAGUCUCCCCGAUGAAACCAUGACUGGUACAACUACUGCAGAGAAGCUCCGGUCAGAGCUGGAUGACGCGGUAGCCAGUGAAUGUCCAUUCUGCGGAGAAUUUAUGAUCAAUGAGAUCAGUCGGGAUUUUAUUAAACCCGAGGAAGCACAACAUGCUGCUUCAUGGGACAUCCAACCGCAAAAGGAUAUAGCGUUUCAGAGGACCAUUCUGUUGCCUGUUUGAUUGUCAGCGUCCAUUGCAGGUUCAGUUGACAUGUUUCCUGUUUUGCUCGUGUUGUGGAUAUUGAUCUUUGGGUGCUCUGUUAUGGAUGUAAUAUGCGUGCAUGAUUCUCGAUAGAGAACGAUCUCGGAAUUUAUCGAUUCUCUUUGUGUCGGAGCCUGUUUUGCGAGCUCCCAUGAAAGGUUUCUUCUCCUUCUAAGGAUUCUCUUUGUAUCGGCUGAUCUUCCCAGACAAAGGCAGGGAUGGACACGGAAGAGACAUGGAAACCAAGGCACUUGCUCUUCAUA
This is a messenger RNA of Tarenaya hassleriana, 3337 nucleotides long. Its product is annotated as vacuolar protein sorting-associated protein 18 homolog. Gene Ontology annotation, biological process: intracellular protein transport; organelle fusion; endosome organization. Gene Ontology annotation, molecular function: protein-macromolecule adaptor activity. NCBI's taxonomy places the organism in Eukaryota, Viridiplantae, Streptophyta, Magnoliopsida, Brassicales, Cleomaceae. Gene Ontology annotation, cellular component: endosome; HOPS complex. The coding region runs from base 93 to 3053 and encodes 986 amino acids. The record is from RefSeq and is a predicted model, not a curated record. The transcript has 24 exons.